AUGGCCAGCUAUGGCGACGACUACCAGCCACUGCACAGCAGUAGCGAAGAGGAAAAAUCACCGGCUGUGGCCAAGAAUGACUGGAUAGGCCACUGCCGACGCAAUAUUUUCGCCCUGUUUCUCAUGCUGCUGUUUCUGGUGUCCUGUCUGGUGUACCGUAUGAAUAGAGCUCACCAAUUUCAGUUGGAUCUGUCUGUCGAGGCGACCAGGCUGGAGUCCCAUAUCCAUAAGCUGCAGUGGGGCAUCGGUCAGUACCAGAGGGAACUUGUGAAGCUUCAGAAGGAGCGACUGCGUGAGCAAAAUACGCUGGAGCAGCUCAAAAUCGGCGUGAAGCAAGCGCAGGAGGCCCAACAAGAGGCAAUGCGAGACCAUCCCAAAAUUACCCUGCCGCUCACCCUCCUUGCCAACUCGCUGCCCAAAAAGAUGAAUACUGUGUCGACGGGCGUAGCCGCGACCUGUGCGAUGCACAACUGCUUCGACCACUCCCGUUGCAGCCUCACCUCUGGCUUCCCAGUGUACCUAUACGACCCCGGCGAGCACAGCGUCCAAAGAGCUGGCUACGACAUCGAUGAGUUCCUCAAAAAGACUCUAAAACAGAUUCUAGGCUCCAAUGCGCACAUCGUGACGGAUCCAACGGAGGCCUGCAUCUUCCUGGUUAUAUUGGGCGAAGCUCUCUUGGUUAAGCAGCAGCCGACGGCAUCCAGCCACACACACGACUGCCCCAUUGACACCCAGAAGCUGUACAACCUGCCCUACUGGGGCGGUGAUGGCCGCAACCAUGUGCUGCUCAACCUCGCACGCCGUGACCUCUCCUCCCGCCGCACCAAUGCACUGCUUCAGCAGAACACCAUGCGUGCCAUUGUCGUUCAGAGCGCUUUUGAGAUGAACCAGUUCCGUCCCGGCUACGAUCUGAUUGUGCCCCCCAUCCUGGGGCCACCCGGAGGAGACGUUUGGCAGGAGUGUGCCAGCAUGGUGCCCGCCCGCCGCAAGUACUUGAUUUCGUUCCAAGGAGAGAUGAGACCGAGAACAGACUCUCAAGCCUCAAACCCGCUCGACGACUUCAUUCUGGAACACUUGACUGACAUGUCUAAGGGACCCACUCAGGAUCAGUUCGAGCUGCAGUUCCAGUGCGUGCCUGCCACGGAGCAGCAGGAGGCGGACUCCGUGUCCGACUGGACGCUCUGUGGAUCGGAUUCCUCCCGCAAACAUCUGCUGAAGGACUCUACCUUUGCGCUGAUCCUUCCGCCGCUCAGCGGGCGGGUUGCUUCCACCCUCAUGCUGGCCCGACUCUACGAGGCGCUGCGCUCUGGGGCCAUUCCCGUCAUCCUCGGAGCAGAUGAACUCCGACUGCCGUACGCGGAGACUCUGGACUGGCGUCGGGCGGCACUCCUCAUGCCCAAAGCUCGCAUCACGGAGCUGCACUUCCUACUGCGAGCCGUCCAGGAUGCGGACUUGCUUCUUCUGCGGCGCCAGGGCCGUCUUAUCUGGGAGCGCUACCUCAGUUCGGUUCAGGCCACGGUGGAUACGGUUAUAGCUAGCCUACGCGAUCGGCUAGGGAUACCACCGCGGCCUAUUCCAAGCGUUGUUUCUCAUCACAUUUUCAACAUUUCGGUUACGCCGUUAAUGGCAAAGAUAAGAUUAACCAUUCAGCCGGAGGAGUCUCUUGGCCCCAUUGNCACGCCGUGA
Messenger RNA from Drosophila guanche, 1686 nucleotides. Its product is annotated as exostosin-3-like. The transcript has a single exon. Lineage: Eukaryota; Metazoa; Arthropoda; Insecta; Diptera; Drosophilidae. Bases 1 to 1686 code for a protein of 561 amino acids. Gene Ontology annotation, molecular function: glycosyltransferase activity. The record is from RefSeq and is a predicted model, not a curated record. Gene Ontology annotation, cellular component: Golgi apparatus.